ACUUCCUAAAAUAUAUUAUUUUUAUAGCUCUUUGGCCCCUUUAUAAAUGUAUUUUCAUUUGUUCCGUAAUGAUAGGGAAUGAUUACGGGAUAUUGCCAAUCAUAACUGACUAACUGACAAAAAUCAAGAUACAGUAUCUAGUUAACGCAAGUGAAUAGCCUAUGUGGAUGGCAGUAGUGGGCACUAACAGGCAGUUUUGUACUGUUGAAAUACUUAAGUGAAUAACAAGCAGUUUUGUAACUUCCCAGGUAACAACUGAAAACCGUAAGUGACAUUUUUUACGAGAAUUUUCGAGAUAAAUAAGUGGAUAUGUGGUUGGCAGAAAUAUGCCACCAUAAAAUAGAGCCGCAGAGAGGGCCGUGGAAUGCCGUAGAAUAGGAUGUCCAGACUUUGGAUUAAGGCCCUUGGAAUUUGGGUUAAACACAACAACAACAACAGCAACAACAACAACAACAAUGGUUUUUACUAAGAAACGUAAAAUUUAUAAUGUGAAUGUCGAAUACCAAAGAGGAAAAAAGAGAAAAAACAUAGUUUCGCGACCAUGGCGAGGUAGAGCAAAGAUAGAGCAGGGACACACUUCAAGUACGGACACUACAGGACAAAGCAUUCCGGGACCAUGUGCACAAGAAAGUUUGGGAGAUUUACCUACACAGUAUGACAGAAGGAAGGUUGGCCGACUAGAAGAUUGGGACGAAUUAAGGAAGCCAAUACUUCAGGCUUUCCUAGAAGAGCAAGUUUUGAUGAAAAAUCAGUGUGGACAAUGCCAGAAAGAGUGUGCUGAAAUGUUCAGAUGUGUUGACUGUGUGCAGUGGCAGUCUUUGUGUAAAGACUGUCUACAUUUGCGACAUGGACAUCCACAUUUGCACAUGUUUGAGAUAUGGAAGAACGUAUCUUUCAUUAGCUACUCUGAGGAGACACCAGUUUGGCACAAUUACUUUCAUCGUUGUGAUUCAAUGUAUUUGAAGCCAUUAAUUGUCAUAGAUGGUAAAGGAAGACAACACAACAGAACAGUAGAAUUUUGUAAAUGUGAAAGAGAAGCUGUAACUCUGGUGAGGUACCGGCUAUGGCCAGCUUCUACAAAAUUCCCCAGGGUAGCCAUACAUUUUGAUUUGUUGUGCUGGUUAAAUGCCCUACUACUUGAGAGCCAUGUUUCUGUGAAAAGUUUUUGUGAGGCAGUGAAAGUCAGCUGUUCAAAACACUCGCAAGGAUAUGUUCAUUCUCAGGUUCAAAACUUGUACAGGAUUUUGAUAUUGGAGUCUGUAUCUGAGUUUCGCCAUUUUCUGUAUAAGACGGAGCAUGCCAGUAGUGUUGCUGAAAAUCUUGAUGAUGGAACAGAGUGUCCAGCUUGUUUUGAGUCUACUACGAAAAUAUACAGCUUUGAUGCAGAUUUCCAGUUGGUUCGCAAGGCAUCAUCAGGAACACAGUGGACUGAACGUAAACACAGCAAGGUGUUCUUAAACCAGCCAGAAGUUGAUGACUUUGUACAAAGUUACAAUGCUGAUAAAAAGAAAAUUGACUCGGGAUGCUCUGAAUUUCAAGCUGGUAGUAAUAUCCGUGCCAAGAACAAGAAUAAGAAACUUUCGGAGACAGCUGUGUUUGGAAGUGCAUGUAGACACGAAUAUCCGAAGUACUUCUUUAGUUUGAAGCAUGGCGAAAGAUUAUGCUACUCCAUCUUCCUACUGCAGAAAUUGAUGGAAGAAUGUGGAAGUGAUGACAAAAUCUGUAUAAUGUAUGAUAUAGCAUGCAGUCUGAAGCGUCACUUACUAAUUCAUGGCCGCACAGAUAUCAUACAGCAAGUGGAAUUUGCCAUACCAGUGUUUCAUGCAUACGGCCACAAAAUGGAAUGUCAGGUGCUUUAUAGCCCCAGGAGAGUGAACGGCCUAGGGUUAACUGAUGGGGAGUGUAUGGAACGGUUAUGGUCAUAUCUAGGCAAGUUUUCAAAAAUAACAAAAGAGAUGACCCCUGAAAAUCGUAUUGACCUUCUUGUAGAUUGCCUCCUGCACUAUGGAAGACGGAUACGUAAUAAACUUGUGAAAAGCUUGCCUGAGAAACUAGAGAGAGCUAUUGAUAUGGAAAAGAAGAGUGUAGAGGCCCUGAACAAACAGCUAGAAUCUUACACUGGAGUUGAUGAUGAAGUUGUCCGAAAAUGGUUGGAAGAUGAAAAAGACGUAUGCUCAAGACAGUCUUCAACGGGGUCAGAUAAUGGACCCUUUGACUUAACCCCGGAAGAACAGUACUGUGUUGCACUUGAUGAUAUGAAUGUCCAAAGAUUGGCUUUCAGCUCUAUGAGAUCUGGUAAUGAAAGACAAAAGCAUAGAAGGUAAAACACACUUUUUAGCUCCACUAUUCGAAUAAUAAGGAGAGCUAUCCUACUC
Mercenaria mercenaria is the source of this 2375-nucleotide messenger RNA. RefSeq lists its product as uncharacterized. NCBI's taxonomy places the organism in Eukaryota, Metazoa, Mollusca, Bivalvia, Venerida, Veneridae. The transcript has 14 exons. The record is from RefSeq and is a predicted model, not a curated record. Bases 456 to 2324 code for a protein of 622 amino acids.